UGCUUGCGUACACGCGACACCGGAUUCCGGCGGCAACAAAUCAGUGAAUUUCGUGCACGAAUCUCGACACAAUGUCGGCCUGUGGCGAAAUAAUAGACGACAUCGAGGACCUGAUCCAGUCCCAGGACAUCACACCGAAGGAGCGGUACGCCAACAAGACCAACGUGACGAUCCGGGCCAAGCGGGUGAGCAAGGCGAUUGAGGCGCAACAGAACGAGAAGCUCGAGACGGCGGAGAAACCGAUUCUGGAGAGUGUAAUUCCGGGGACGCAACGGAUCUACAUGAAGACAUGGGGCUGUGCGCACAACAGCUCGGACAGCGAGUACAUGGCCGGUCAGUUGGCCUCGUAUGGGUACAACAUUACGACGGAUAAGACGGACGCGAAUCUAUGGCUGCUGAACAGUUGCACCGUGAAGAAUCCUUCGGAGGACACGUUCCGCAACGAGAUAUUGGCGGCGGAGAAAAUGGGAAAACAUGUCGUGUUGGCGGGUUGUGUUCCGCAGGCCGCUCCAAAGUCGGAAUACAUGCACGGUUUGAGCAUCGUUGGCGUUCAGCAGCUGGAUCGCGUGACCGAGGUUGUUGAGGAAACCCUCAAGGGGCACUCGGUGCGGUUGCUGCAGCCGAAGAAGGUUAACGGGAAGAAGGUGGCUGGACCUAACUUGGCGCUGCCCAAGGUUCGUAAGAACCCGUUGAUUGAAAUCAUCCCGAUCAAUUCGGGUUGUUUGAACGCGUGCACUUACUGCAAAACCAAGUUUGCCCGGGCCGACUUGGUCAGCUAUCCGGUCGAGGAGAUCAUUGAGCGGGCAACCCAAGUAUUCCAGGAAGGAGUCUGCGAAAUCUGGCUAACGUCCGAAGACACCGGCACGUACGGUCGCGACAUUGGAUCCUCGCUCCCGGAACUGCUGUGGAAGCUGGUCGAAGUUAUACCGGACAACUGCCGACUCCGACUAGGCAUGACCAAUCCACCCUACAUCCUGGAACAUCUCGACGAAAUGGCCAAGAUUCUGGCGCACCCGAAAGUCUACGGCUUCCUGCACGUCCCCGUCCAGAGUGGAUCCGACUCGGUGCUGGGUGAAAUGAAGCGCGAGUACUGCCGAGCUGAUUUCGAACGCAUCUGCGACUUUCUAAAGCAAAAGGUGCCCGGAAUAACCAUAGCCACGGACAUCAUCUGCGGAUUCCCCACGGAAACCGAGGCCGACUUCGAGCACACCAUGUCCCUGUGCGCCAAGUACGAAUUCCCCAGCCUGUUCAUCAACCAGUUCUACCCGCGACCCGGAACCCCGGCAGCCAAAAUGCAACGAAUCCCGCCCGAUCAGGUGAAAACGCGAACCAAGCGUUUGACGGACCUGUUCUACGGCUACGAACCGUACGCCAAAAAGUACACAAUCGGCGACCGACAAACCGUGCUCGUCACGGAGAUAUCCCACGACAAGAAGCACUACGUCGGUCACAACAAAUUCUACGAGCAGAUCUUGCUUCCCAUGGACAAGCCACUGCUGGGCAAGCUGGUUGAGGUGCGCAUCGCCAAGAUAACCAAGUUCAGCAUGAUCGCCGAGAUUGCCCAGGGCGAGAAGGAAUGGGUCAACUGUACGACGCUGUCCAACGGGGAAACGACCCUGACCAGCCAGGGGGACACGGUGAUGGUGGUGCAGAAGCAGUCACCGGUGUCGAUGUUCGUGCUGAUGGCGGCGAUAGCGUGUCUGCUGGCGAUUGCUUACAGGUUUUAUCUCAAGUUAUAACACGUGUUUUUAAAGUGAGAGAUGUGAAUAAAAAUGAACCGAUGGACGGA
This is a messenger RNA of Culex pipiens pallens (northern house mosquito), 1789 nucleotides long. RefSeq names its product threonylcarbamoyladenosine tRNA methylthiotransferase. The transcript is spliced from 2 exons. Bases 72 to 1739 code for a protein of 555 amino acids. Lineage: Eukaryota; Metazoa; Arthropoda; Insecta; Diptera; Culicidae. Gene Ontology annotation, molecular function: tRNA (N(6)-L-threonylcarbamoyladenosine(37)-C(2))-methylthiotransferase activity; 4 iron, 4 sulfur cluster binding. Gene Ontology annotation, biological process: tRNA methylthiolation. The record is from RefSeq and is a predicted model, not a curated record. Gene Ontology annotation, cellular component: endoplasmic reticulum.